AUGGGGUGGCAGGAACGUUUAUUAAAUAAAAAUUAUACUUAUGUUAAUAAGAAAAAAUGUUUAGAUCUGAAAGAAAAGGUAAAUUUAGCAGCACAAAUAAUUUUUGGGUAUGAUCAAUUGCGAGAAGGACAACUUGAAGCUGUAGAGUCAUAUUUAAGUGGUAAAGAUACAUUAGUAUCAUUGAAAACUGAAGGAGAAAAACCGUUUUGUUACGCAAUUUGUGCAUUGCUUUUCGAAGAAAUAACAAUAGUUAUCAGUCUGUUAAAGGCUUUAAUGGAAGAUCAAAAGCGGGUGUUGAUACAUUUUGGUAUACCUUGUGCGUUAAUUUACGCGAAUACUACACAAGGAAAAAUUGAACAAAGCAAGAUAUUUGAAGAAAUUGCUCUUGAGUUUAUAAAAGUAAUAUUUGUUACACCUGAAAAGCUUUGUUUAAAUAAGGAAUUGCAAUAUUUCAUUAACAAUAUGUAUAACAAAAAAAAGUACGUUUUGUGA
This is a messenger RNA of Funneliformis caledonium, 492 nucleotides long. The record is from the annotation of a GenBank genome assembly. NCBI's taxonomy places the organism in Eukaryota, Fungi, Glomeromycota, Glomeromycetes, Glomerales, Glomeraceae.